UGGGAGGUAUCGUUUCACCAACUGCUUUUUAGCUUUAUCGAAUUGUCUCGAUAUCUCCACUUUCAAUUUUCUCACGCUUGUACCAUGCCUCCCCGAGUCUCCACCACCAAGCCAGGCCCCCCAGCCUACAACCAGCUCGUGCUCAUUGGCGAGAAGUGUUUGUCAUUCGUACACGAAAAUGCUAAGCAAGGCGACGCCAAGUCCGUCGUGGCAGCGAUCGACACAUUCGGCUACGAACAUCACUGGAUGAUGAAUGUCGGGGAUGUCAAGGGAGAUCUUCUGGACGCGGAAUUAGAAAAAGUCAAGCCAAAGAUUUUGGUGGAGCUUGGUGGACACCUCGGCUACAGCGCCAUCCGUUUUGCUAGCAAGAUGAGGGAGCUUUCUGGCCCAUCUGCCCACGUUUACUCUUUCGAAAUAUCACCGGAUUUUGCGGCCAUUGCCACCAAGAUGAUCGAGUAUGCUGGACUUUCGGACAUGGUGACGAUCAUUGUGGGGACGUACGGUGACAACUAUGAGAAGCUUAAGGAGCAACAUGUCGACCACGUUGAUGUGUUUUUCAUCGACCACGACAAGAAAAAGUACAAGAGCGACUUGGAGAUCAUCGAGCAGUGCGGUUUGCUUCGAUCAGGAUCCGUCGUGAUCGCCGACAAUGUCUUGUUUGCUGGUGUCAGCGACUACCUGGAAUACAUCCGCGGCAGUCCCUAUUUCAAGUCCGUGCUGCUCGAGUCGUACCAUGAGUACUCCGAUCUAAAGGACGCAAUUGAGAUCUCCACGUACAAGGCGUAG
Phytophthora nicotianae INRA-310 is the source of this 786-nucleotide messenger RNA. RefSeq lists its product as hypothetical. Gene Ontology annotation, molecular function: O-methyltransferase activity. The record is from RefSeq and is a predicted model, not a curated record. The transcript has 7 exons. Bases 85 to 786 code for a protein of 233 amino acids. Lineage: Eukaryota; Oomycota; Peronosporomycetes; Peronosporales; Peronosporaceae.